GCACCCCCUCUGCGGCCACCGUACCGGGUACACUGGUCACCAUAGUAACGAAACGCGCUAGAUAACUUUACAUCGUAGCGAGUUAGUAUUUCUCUAAAUAUAUACGAUUUCUCAUUCCCUCCGUGACACGGGUUGUUGUUUGGUCAGCCAUGAAUGCAGAGAUAGUUUCUUCACUUCUAACUCAAGAGGUGCCAGCGGGGACCACUUCCGCCGCAGCAGUUCCUGUGGAUCACCUAGACUACGGCUACAUUGGCAAAUGCACUGAUGAUAAAUACUUGGGGAAGAUUCUGAGGGUGCUAAGGUCUGGAGAUGAGGGCAUCUAUCCCCAUCUGAUACAGUUCUGUGAGAGUCGUCUGGAGAGGUUGGACCCUAAAAGUCGUGCCCUCAGAAAGGACAACCCCCCAGCCACCGCCGCCUGCUUCUCUGGAGAGGAAUGGGGUCAGAUCACGGACGAACUCAAGAAGUGGGAGACAGAUGCUAAAAUGAGUGAAACUGCGCUGAAACAACAGUCUAUAUCCCAUGAUCUUGAAACUGAGAAUCUACCCCCAGUACGUGGAUCAAGUUGCUCUAUUCCUCUCAAGCAGAAUACAGUUUCAAAUGGACAGGAGAAAACUGCACAGAAGAAGGUUCUGCCUCGUAAUUAUAUAGAAUGGGACAAGUUUGAUGUCGACAAGGAGUGUGAUAAAAUUGAUGGAAAUUUAACAAAAAAGGAUCCCCCUGCAAUUGUAAACUCUAGACAUCCAAAAAUCAGGAGCAAAAUGGAUACAACAGCGUUGACUGAGCAGGAGAAAAGCCUCGUUGCCAACCGCGAGAAGGAUAAAGGCAACGAGGCCUUCAAGGCCAACGACUAUGAGGAAGCUGUGGUGUAUUAUACAAGGAGUCUGUCAGUGGUACCAACCGUAGCCGGCUACAACAACAGAGCCCAGUCAGAGAUCAAACUGCAACACUGGCACAAUGCCCUCAACGACUGUCAGAAGGUACUGGAGAUGGAGCCAGACAAUAUGAAAGCUCUCCUCCGCAGGGCCACAGUGCUGAAACAACAGGGAAACUAUCAGAGGGCUGCUGAAGACCUGAGGAACGUCCUGCAGACCGAACCACAGAACAUCACUGCUACUAAACUUCUGGUUGAGGUGGAUAAGAGACUAAUCCAGUGUCAACCGGAGACGGAACGUAAAAGCAAGAAGAUCCUGAUUCAGGAAGUGGAGGAGGAUGAGAUACGGGAAGAGCAGAGAGAAGUGACUGACCUCCAGCCCAGUCCUGGAGACCACCAGUUAGAAGUGUCUGACCUCCAGCCCAGUCCUGGAGACCACCAGUUAGAAGUGUCUGACCUCCAGCCCAGUCCUGGAGACCACUAUCCUGGAGACCACCAGUUAGAAGUGACUGACCUCCAGCCCACUCCUGGAGACCACCAGUUAGAGGUGACUGACCUCCAGCCCAGUCCUGGAGACCACCAGUUAGAAGUGACUGACCUCCAGCCCAGUCCUGGAGACCACCAGUUAGAAGUGACUGACCUCCAGCCCAGUCCUGGAGACCACCAGUUAGAAGUGACUGACCUCCAGACCACCAAUAACAACCUCGACGCCCCUUGUGGGGCACUGCCCCCGCCGUUGGCCCGGCUCAAGAACGAGGGAAACCUGUUCUUUAAGAAUGGACAGUUUGCUGAUGCGCUGGACAAAUAUUCACAGGCCAUCACGGGCUUCACAGACUCAGGAUUGGACAGUCCUGAGGACCUGUGUGUGCUCUACUCUAACAGAGCAGCCUGCUACCUGAAAGAUGGAAACAGCUCUGAGUGUAUACAGGACUGCACCAGGUCCUUGGAGCUGCAGCCCUUCUCCCUCAAGCCCCUCCUACGCAGAGCCAUGGCUUAUGAGACUAUGGAGCGGUACCGACAGGCCUACGUGGAUUACAAAACCGUGCUGCAGAUAGAUAUCAGUGUGCAGGCUGCACACGACAGUGUCAACAGGAUCACGCGGUUACUGAUAGAGCAGGACGGAGAACAGUGGAGAGAGAAACUACCUGAGAUCCCUCUGGUCCCACUAUCAGCUCAGCAGCACCGCAGGGAGGAACCACCCAGCGCUGAGGUCCUACAGGCCAGAGCAGAGAAGGCCAAGCAGCACGCAGCUCAAAAAGCAGAAGUCUGUUUCAAUUCGCUGAAACAAGAAGGAAAUGAGUUUGUGAAGAAAGGUCUGUUCCAGGAGGCUCUGAGGACGUACAGCGAAUGCCUUAAGCUGAAGCCAGAGGAAUGUCCCAUCUACACCAACCGAGCGCUGUGCUUCCUAAAGCUAGAGAUGUUUGCUGAAGCCAAGCAGGACUGUGACUCUGCCCUGAGGCUGGAGCCAGCCAAUAAGAAGGCCUUCUACAGACGGGCCAUGGCCAACAAAGGCCUCAAGGACUACCUGGCGUGCAGCUCUGACCUACAGGAGGUGCUACAGCAGGAUCCCAACGUAGCGGAGGCUGAGAAGGAGCUGGAGGAGGUCACGCUGCUGCUCAGACAGAGUCUGGCCCGGGGAUCACCUAGCAACCCCAGGAGGACUGUACCCAUCACUGAGGUUGAGGGGACUGAGGACGAAGACUGUCAGGCUGCAGAGCCAGACAGGACCAGAGCAGCAGAAUCAGAGACAGCAGAAACAUCAACAACAUCCACGUCAACCCCAGGCCCAGCAGAGAACCACUGUGGAGGAGGCGGAAGAGGAGGAGAGGAGGAGGAGGCAAUAACCAUCAACCUCCAGCCCUCGAACGCCUAUGAAUUCAACCAGUCCCUGAACGCAGCGCGGGCCCAGUCCAACCUCCCAGCCUGUGCUGAGCUGCUGAGCCGUGUUCCCCCUGAGACUCUGCCCGUCUACCUCAGUAAUCAGCUGGAUGGACACACAGUCAGUUUCAUUAUGCAGAGCCUGGACACACAGCUCCUACAGAAGGACCCUGACCUCGUCUACCAGCACCUCAGCCAUCUACACACUGCUGACAGGUUCUCGGUCGUCGUGAUGCUGCUAAAGAGUGAACAUGAUCAGAUGACUCGACUGUUUGACCGUCUGUCCGCUGUGGACAGUGAUGCCUUCAGUAAAAACGAUGUGCAGAACCUGGCCAACAAGUACAUCUGACCUCUAACCUCUGACCCUGUCUGGCCUGCUGGAGCGCAUCCCAAAUCGGUCCCUAUUACCGAGUGCACUAUGGAGGGAGUAAGGCACCAUUUGGCAACGUCGCAGCUGACUUUAAAUACGAGUGCAGACUGCAAAUCACCUUGCGUCAUAAAUAACUACUCAAUAUUAUUUUGUAGGUCAAGUCACAAUUUACCCAUGAUACACCACGGUUUUGAUGUUCUCAAACACGACCCUUCACUCUGUCCUGCGUGAAGCUCCCAACAUGACGUACUGGAUCUAUGCAACGUUGCACAACACGACUCAGAAGAUGCUGAACGUGCUCAGAGCAUUACGGACCCAAACCGACUCAGAAGAUGCUGAACGUGCUCAGAGCAUUACGGACCCAAACCGACUCAGAAGAUGCUGAACGUGCUCAGAGCAUUACGGACCCAAACCGACUCAGAAGAUGCUGAACGUGCUCAGAGCAUUACGGACCCAAACCGACUCAGAAGAUGCUGAACGUGCUCAGAGCAUUACGGACCCAAACCGACCCGUUUAUUUCUCUCGGUGUAAUAUAUCACAUCUCUACCGACCUCUACUAGGUAUUUCUCUCUCUCCAAAGACCUUUUUCACCCUGAUCUGUUUUAGAGUUAGUUCGACCGGCAGUAUAUGUUGAAAUGUUGUGAACUAUUUAGCUGUUAAAAAACAUUAAUGCAUAAGGUCCAAUGUUCCAAGAUAUCUGUCCGCAUUUCCCUGCUGGGUCCGUGUUCCGCGGGCCAGGUCCGUGUUCCGCGGGCCAGGUCCGUGUUCCGCGGGCCAGGUCCGUGUUCCGCGGGCCAGGUCCGUGUUCCGCGGGCCAGGUCCGUGUUCCGCGGGCCAGGUCCGUGUUCCGCGGGCCAGGUCCGUGUUCCGCGGGCCAGGUCCGUGUUCCGCGGGCCAGGUCCGUGUUCCGCGGGCCAGGUCCAUUCUCCAGCCUGCUGAACCUUUUCAAAUCAGAUAACAACCAUAACAAUGUAUGACUACUUUUCCAGGCUGCUUUGACUGGCCAAUAGGAUGGUUGAUUUGUUUCGCUGCUUUGACUGGCCAAUAGGAUGGUUGAUUUGUUUCGCUGCUUUGACUGGCCAAUAGGAUGGUUGAU
Messenger RNA from Oncorhynchus gorbuscha (pink salmon), 4215 nucleotides. RefSeq names its product sperm-associated antigen 1-like. Gene Ontology annotation, molecular function: heat shock protein binding. The record is from RefSeq and is a predicted model, not a curated record. Gene Ontology annotation, cellular component: mitochondrion; cytosol. Lineage: Eukaryota; Metazoa; Chordata; Actinopteri; Salmoniformes; Salmonidae.